This is a messenger RNA of Paramacrobiotus metropolitanus, 1797 nucleotides long. RefSeq names its product proline-rich proteoglycan 2-like. The record is from RefSeq and is a predicted model, not a curated record. Bases 656 to 1648 code for a protein of 330 amino acids. NCBI's taxonomy places the organism in Eukaryota, Metazoa, Tardigrada, Eutardigrada, Parachela, Macrobiotidae. The transcript is spliced from 3 exons.
UCAUUUUCGGUAGUUGGUAGACUUGUUCCGUAUCACAACGGCAUUCAUUUUCUCGGCUGCGCCAUUGAGCCGCAUCUGUACACGCUGCCUGCACAUCGUACUGUAUUGCAUUAUGAUUAGCUGCCGCCGCGCUUUAAGCGGUGUACUCAUGCUGGGCUAUGCAUUGUAUUCGUAGCCUGCAAUACGGCACACAGAUAGUACACACUACACAGUGUACACACAUCACACAACUGCUGCGGCUGGCUGCUUCACGGUUGGCGUUAUUGCAGCUGCACUCGAUAUCCAUUUGGUAGAAAAUCGUUUGUCGAAGGAGAAAUUUACUUACUGCUGCUUGACUAAAACGGCUGCACUAUACAGUAUUGCAUGCCAGCAGCAUCAACUUGCAAAUGCCGUGAUAUAGCGAGAGCGAGCUGUAAUGCAGGUUUUUCACAACUUGUCAACCGCGUAUACUGGAUGUGUGUUCUUGAUUUGUGCAUGAUUAUCCCAAUUAUCUAUGGAAUUUUUUAUCAGCGGUCCUAUGGUUUCUGUCGCGCGUUGGCCUGUUAUCGUCGCUGAUACACAUCGCCAUUCAUCGGGGAAUUGUUGGUGGAUGGUUGAGUGGUGCAAGUGUUGGUUGCAGGAUUGAUUUGGACGUGAGGCGGUGGUGUGGUUGAGAAUGGCGGAGAACUCGUACCUGGGCUUUCUCAGCGAUCCCUCCGCCAUGGCCAGCGACAUGUUCGCCUCGCUGAACGGCCAGGACGAGGGCGGCUUCCUCUCCAGCCUGCAGCCCAGCCUCAUCACCCCGGCGGCCGCCAGCUCCUACCAGGCCCUCGACUCGGAAUCCCUCAUGACCCUCGGCGAGCCCGCGCCCCCCUCCAAACCCUCCGCCAACCCCCCGGGGGCCCCCACCCUGUCCUACACCCAGCUGGGCCUCAGCACGCCCUACCACUCCCUCAACGCCUCCUUCCCCCCGCCGCACCAGCCCCCGCACGCCCCCCACCGCUACCCGGCGGGUUACUACCCGCCGGGAGUCCCCCCGGGGGCUGGAGGACCUCCUGCGGGCUACCCGGCCGCCAAUCCGCCGCAGCGCUUCGGCCACGAUCCCUACCGCCACCCACAGUUCUCCGCGUACGGCGCGGCGGGCUCCGGCGGGGGCCCGACUCCCCCGUCUUCCUGGCCGGCGUCGGCGGUGGGGCUGCCGGGGCAGAACGCCUACCUGUCGCCGCAGAAUGCGCCGAUGCGACCCCCCUACGGCACGCACCAGGGCUACCCGGACGGGCAGAGCCCCUUCGUCAACCACGGCCAGCCGCAGUUCGGCGGCGGGAACGCGGCGGGCGCCGCCACGCAGGGCUUUCAGGGGAUGCGCAUGAUGCCCGGGUAUGCGGGCGGGAUGCCGCCCGGGAGCGGGCCGGGCCAGCAGGCCUUCCCCUCCUCCAUGGCGUCGCCGUUCCCCGGCUAUGCCGGGCAGCAGCCGGCGCAGGGCAUGCCGCAGAAUCGGCUGCCGGGGAUGCCCUACUCCAUGCAAGCACAAAUGGCCAACAGGUUUCCUCCAUCUCACGGCCAACCCGGAAGCAUGCAGCCGCCGGCCCCUCGCAGCCGCCGCAGCGCCUCUCCGGCCUCCUGGCGCAGACCCCGCGCAUCCCGGGGCCCCCGGACCUGGCCGGCCUGAUGAAGCCGGACUCCAAGGCCCCUCCCGUGAUGGACGCCAAACCCUCUCCCUCGCCUUCCACACAUUCCGAUCUCGCGCGGGCCCAACAGCAGCAGCAGCAGACCGGCCCGUCGCCCACCGCCCCGCCGUCGGUGCGCUCCCCCGAGAGC